AUGACGAACGCAACAGACCCACUCGCCUUGGCCGGCGUACUGGACGCCCAGUUCUCGAGGCACUGGCCCACAGCCACGGCCGGCGUCGUCUUUGUCGUUUUCGCCUUGCUGGCACAGAGCUGGCUCGCCGUUGACCCGCUGGCCGACGUCCCCGUCGUGGGCAAGGGAGGAAGAUGGGCCCGGCGAAAGCAAUACCUGCAAGGCCAAGGAAACCAACUUUACAUCGACGGUUACAAGCAGUUCAAGGACAGCAUCUUCCGCCUCACGACGUCAAAGAAGAAGGAUACCAUUUGCGUUCCUCCCAAAUACCUCCCCGAACUGAAGAAAGCACCCGACGAUGUCAUUAGCUUCACCAAAGCCAUCGAUGAAUCCAUGCAAUCCCAGUACACAAAGAUCAGUGGCGACACGCCCAUCUUGGUCCAUGCCGUCAGGGCCUCGUUGACCCCAGCUUUGCCCCGCCUGAACGCGAGCAUCUCGGACGAGGUCGUCGAGUCGAUGCGCCUCGAGCUGCCGCAAUCCACCGACUGGACCGAGGUCAACAUCAACGCCAAGCUGCUCCGCAUCAUCGCCAUGGUCUCGGGCCGCGUCUUCAUCGGCUCGGAGCUCUGCCGGGACGAGAGGUACAUCGAUGCCUCCAUCAACUACACCGUCGACCUCAUGACCGCCGUGCACGUCAUCGCCCUCGUCCCGUCGUUCCUGCGCCCCAUCGUCGCCACCUGGCUGCCGACGACCAAAAAGCUCUACCGCCGCAUCGCCGAGGCCGAGAGCGUCUUCCGCCCCAUCGUGACGGCCCGGAGGGAGGCCGCCGCCGCUAACAGGGACGACUAUCGGGAGCCGGACGACAUGCUCCAGUGGAUCCUCAACGCCCAGACAAAGUUCGGCCAGCUCAGCGACCGUGACCUCGCCUCGGCCCAGCUCGGCAUCAGCUUCGCCGCCAUCCACACGACCACCAUGACCACAACCAACGCCAUCUACUGGCUCGUGGCGAAGCCGGAGCUGAUCCCCAUGUUGCGGGAUGACGUGCAGCAGGCGUUGCUCGAGUCAGGGGGAGAAUUCACGAGUGGGGCCCUGCAGAACAUGAAGAAGCUCGACAGUUUCCUGAAGGAGGUUAUGAGAGUCUCCCCGCUUUCUGCCGGCUCCUUCACGCGCAAGGUCCUCAAGUCCCUGACGCUCCCCAACGGCCAGACCAUCCCCGCGGGCAUGAACAUCGAAACGCCCGCCGCCGGCGUCAACACCGACCCCGAAAUCUUCCCGGACCCGGAGGUCUUCGACGCCCUGCGCUUCUACCGGCUCCGCGAGGCCAAGGAGCACGCCGCGUCUGGCGCCAAGGCCGCCGAGGUCGUCAUGCAGGCCCAGUUCGUGAGCGUCGGCACCACGCACCUGACGUUCGGCUACGGCAAGCACGCCUGCCCCGGCCGCUUCUUCGCCGUCAACGAGAUCAAGAUGAUCAUGGCCAACGUCCUCUGCUACUACGAUGUGAAGCUGCCGGAUGGCGAGACGGGUCGCUACGAGAACCUGGUCUUCGGCGCGAGUUCCGUUCCCGACCCCAAAAAGACAAUUAUGAUUAGGAAACUGUGA
Molecule: messenger RNA, 1578 nt
Organism: Colletotrichum destructivum
Lineage: Eukaryota; Fungi; Ascomycota; Sordariomycetes; Glomerellales; Glomerellaceae
Product: Putative cytochrome P450
Exons: 7
Coding region: 1-1578 (525 amino acids)
Molecular function (GO): iron ion binding; heme binding; oxidoreductase activity, acting on paired donors, with incorporation or reduction of molecular oxygen
Source: RefSeq, a predicted model, not a curated record